This is a messenger RNA of Diaporthe citri, 351 nucleotides long. RefSeq lists its product as uncharacterized. The record is from RefSeq and is a predicted model, not a curated record. The transcript has 3 exons. Lineage: Eukaryota; Fungi; Ascomycota; Sordariomycetes; Diaporthales; Diaporthaceae. Bases 1 to 351 code for a protein of 116 amino acids.
AUGAAGUCUUCCAUACUCUUUGCCGUCGUGGCAUCCCUCUUCACCAUCACCGAGGCUGCCUCGGGCUUCAAGGACUCCUAUGGCAGUUGGCAGAAGUCCCGCCUCGACCUGAACAAUUGCAUCAUCAACCGGGACCAGAUACUCUACGCGCAGCAGGAUGGUGGCUUUGGCAGCUCCGCCGGUAUCUGUACCAUCACCUUCGCCGGGCUAACCACCAUGGAAUGCUUCUUGUACGGCAGUUCCCCGAACCCCGGGCCUUUGGGAUAUAGUAAUGUUCUCGACCUCAAUGACUUCAUCGGAAACGAUAACGGUGUGCUCCGUUGCUUCGACCGCUGGGGAACCAAAGUCUAG